GUCCGGGGCGGAGCUGACGCUGGGGGCGGUGCCUGCGCCGGGGAGGUCGCGGCGUAGCUCCGCCCCCGGCGUUGGCGGGAGAUCCGAACGUCUGCAGAGUCUCUGAUGGCGGUUGCGUGAGGUGGCUCGAGCUUCCAGCGGGUGUCCCGUUGGCUUGGUCUUCUCAGCGGCCAUGAGGCGCAGAGGCCCGGAGAAGGAGGAGGAGGCCUGCGGCGUGUGGCUGGACGCCGCGGCGCUGAAGAGGCGGAAAACGCAGACACAUUUAAUCAAGUCAAGCACCAAAAUGUUAACACUCCUUCCUGGAGAGAGACAGGCUAAAAUUUCUUUUACUCAAAGAAGCUGUCCAUCUGCAGGCACUCGGCAGACCAGCAUUGCUUCCUUCCUCACCUUGCAGCCAGGAAAGACAAAUGGUGCUGACCAGAGGAGUGUUUCAUCUCAUACAGAAAGUCAGACCAACAAAGAGUCUAAGGAAGACACAACCCAGUUGGAACAUCUGACCCAGGGCUUGCGGGCUUACUUCAUGGCACCCCCUUUAGCCACUUCAACCCCUGCAGACAUCCAGGAAGCUAGACUUUCUCCUCAGUCUCUCAAGGCUUCUUGCCACCAUGGAAUGGGAACCCCAUACUUGACUGUGCCGUGUUUGUUCCGGCCUGAUACCUCAGUCUGUGCUGGAGAGAGUAAGGCCUCACUGGCCUGCUCCUUCGCCCAGGACCUGGAGAGCUCUUGCUUGCUGGACCAAAAAGAGGGAGAGAAUUCUUCCUGUGAAAGGGAAUGGCUUCAUGGAUCUAAGAAAAAUAAUUAUCAGAGUGUGGAGAGACACAGUAAAACAACUGGGCACAAGGGCAAUCAGCUCUUGGAUAAGACUAACUUGGAAAAUGUGUCUGCUAAAAGAAGCAGGCAGGCCCCUGUCCUUCAAACAUACAAGGAUUCCCGGCGCGGAGCAAACACGAAAGCAGUAAAACAAAGCUCUUGCCCUAUUCCUGGGUUUUCCUGGGACAGUGAAAGGAAUGACAAGGACUCCUGGAGUCAGCUUUUCACUGAGGAUUCUCAGGGCCAGCGGGUCAUUGCCCACAACUCUAGAGCUCCUUUCCGAGAUGUAACCAACGACCAAAAUCAGGGCUAUGGGCGGGUCCCUAAUAGCCUUUGGGCUCAGUGCCAGGACAGGACCACCCAGUUCAAUCUGCAGCCUGAUUCACUCUUUACCCAGGACUCUGAAGUCCAAGCUCUAGUUCGGCAAGACUGUUGCAGAUUUCUAACUGAUAGGCAGAAACAUCUGCGGUGA
Molecule: messenger RNA, 1282 nt
Organism: Bubalus bubalis (water buffalo)
Lineage: Eukaryota; Metazoa; Chordata; Mammalia; Artiodactyla; Bovidae
Gene: AUNIP
Product: aurora kinase A and ninein interacting protein
Biological process (GO): spindle organization
Cellular component (GO): centrosome; spindle pole
Source: RefSeq, a predicted model, not a curated record